AUUGUUCUCCGCACCAGAAGCUGUGGAUGAAGACUGAGCUUCAGGACCUUGGACUGUGGCCUGGGUCUCGACCAGUGCGUCACGCAGGGAACGCAAUUUCACUCUGGCGUCUCCCUCCACAGCCGGAGCUCAUAGAUACAGUGGCUGACCUUCCAUCCCCAAAUUUCUUCCAGCUCCACCCCUUCUUUAUUUGGAAACCUGAGAGUGCUAUCAUGGUCAGGUUAAGAAACAAUUAUAUCUUGCCAUGUCUCCAUGGUUGCUUUCGUUCACAAGUGGUCUCUGCUGGUGUGGGCAGGCCACGAGUAAUUGUUGGCACCAGUGGUCAGUAUUACAUCCUGUCCUCACGACUGUGCUGCAGGGCUUGUCGCAGGAACUGGUUUGCUGACAAUCCACGAUGGCUGGAGAAACUGCCCAAAAGGUUUACCAACCUUCUCCCUGCUUUUCUUACAUACAAAAAGGCCAUCUGCAAGUCUGUUAUGGAUGAGCUCAGGAGGACUGGCAAAUCUCCAGCAGACAUGGCAAACCAAAUAAAUGAACUCAUGCACCUCAAGUACGAGCGAGCUCACCUGGCGUACCUCCAUGCCACAGAAUCGGUCUGGGAUUCUGAGGCAGGAGCUCAUGGACAGAGGACCAUUGGGCAGUUCCUGAGGAAGGAAAAUAAUCCAGCUCUAGUGGUGGAGUUGAAUGCAGCCUCCAGAAGAGUGACUGGUCAGGAGAAGUACCCUGCACUUCACCUCUCUGACAGAGACACUGGAGAGCGAUUUGGGCUUGAAUACAGAGAGCCAGGCUGCCGUCCAGUCCCUCUGAACUGGGACAAACACAAAACUCUGAGAAAAGAUGAACCGGCCACCCUUCAGCCCCCGUCCUCUCUUCCAAAACCUGUGGCUGCCCAACUUCAGGUUCCAGCAGCGGGACCCUUCUCCAGCCUGGCACCGCUUGGUGUGGCAUCCCCCGCACCAGCACCACCUGUCACCCACCCUUUCUCUGGUGCACCUUUAAAGCAGGAGUUAGCAUCAGAAGACACCCAGCAACCUACAACAGUCAUGGAAAUCUCUGAAGCUCUGCCUCUGCGGGCCUCACCAAGGAGUGCUCGCACUGGACCUAUAAAAACAGGUGGACGGGUUUUUGUGCUGGACCACACACGCUGGACACGACCCAUGAAAGACGCAAUAGAUGGUCUGUUGCAAAAGUACCAUGGGAAGAAGGACAUGCUGAAGCUUGUGGAUCAAGAUUAUGCAGACAUGGUCCAUCGCUCUGCUAAUGAUCCCAACAGCCUGCUGCAUCCCACAUCCAAGGUGCACAUAUCCCGGUAUGUGAAGCACUUGGCAAAACUUCUCAACACCAAGUCAUCUUUGAACAUAAGCCCAGAAAAACUUCUGGAGACUCAGCAGUUGUGGCACUCUUUAACUGAAGGCAGUGAAACAACUAGUGUCCCUGUAGUCACCAUAGAGCCUGCCGUGUUUAACCCGCCUCCUCCCGCCCCGUCUACACCACUGACACAAAUCUCAAUAGAGAAGAUUGUGGAGGGCAUCUUAGAAAGGCAACAGCAGCAGCAGCAGCCACAGCAGCAGCAGCCUGAGGGGAAAAAAAGGCAGACAAAGACUUGUCUUGCCUGUGGACAACCCAAGUCUCAAUAUGAGACAGAUGGAUCCACCGUCCAUUACUUUUACCAGAGAGGGCCUGUGCGCUAUUUCUAUUGUUCCAAGAAGGUGCAUCAAACUUAUGCUGCUGAGGGAAUCACUGACCCUAAAAUGCCCUUUGAGGAAUUUGCCCAGACAGACUUUUUCCAAAGGGAACUGGAUGAUACCAGGAAGAGGUCAGAGGAAAGGAUGGAGAAAAAGAGGAAAAGGCCAGAAACCCAACAAACAGGCCGCCUCUGCAGGUUCUGCCACAUGGACCUGAAACAGGGCCCAAAUAGCCCACAUGUUCACACAGGCUUCCCUGGAGUGGCAGGGAAAUAUAUCUACUGCCCUUCAAAAGUGCAUUCUCUGUACAGGGACAAGGGCAUGGCCAAGGAGAUGACCUGGAAGGAGUUUCAGGAGUCUCCUUUCUACGAGGCAGAGAGACAAAGAUGGGUGGAAGAAAAAAGGAAAUAG
This is a messenger RNA of Neolamprologus brichardi, 2096 nucleotides long. Lineage: Eukaryota; Metazoa; Chordata; Actinopteri; Cichliformes; Cichlidae. The record is from RefSeq and is a predicted model, not a curated record.